Setaria italica (foxtail millet) is the source of this 1325-nucleotide messenger RNA. Its product is annotated as GDSL esterase/lipase At5g55050. Gene Ontology annotation, molecular function: hydrolase activity, acting on ester bonds. Bases 33 to 1160 code for a protein of 375 amino acids. Lineage: Eukaryota; Viridiplantae; Streptophyta; Magnoliopsida; Poales; Poaceae. The record is from RefSeq and is a predicted model, not a curated record. The transcript has 5 exons.
CUGACACACCACUCCCGCGGCUGUGGCCAUCCAUGGCUGUGCGACAAGCUGCUGCUGCGGCGGCGGCGGCAAUUCUUGUGGCAAUAGCGGCGGAGGCGGCGAGUGUGGCCGCCGGGGCCAAGGUCCCGGCGAUGUACGUGUUCGGCGACUCCACGGCCGACGUGGGGAACAACGACUACCUGCCGUGGAGCAUCGCCAGGGCCGACUUCCCCCACAACGGCGUCGACUUCCCCGGCGGCAAGCCCACCGGCAGGUUCAGCAACGGCCUCAUCGGCGUCGACUUCAUCGCCAUUGCCAUGGGGUUCAGCAGGAGCCCACCGCCAUACCUCUCACUCUUGGCCAAUGCUGCCAACAGCAGCAGUGAGAUGACGAGGAACAUGACGAUGGCAGCUGCAGCAGCCUACGCUACCGGAGCUAACUUUGCUUCUGGAGGCUCUGGCCUUCUUGAUUCCACUGGAUCUACAAUCAGCAUGACGCAGCAGAUAGAGUACUUCUCAGACCUUAAAGACCAGAUGUCAACCAGACUGAGUGCUGGCAGAGUGUCAGCCUUGCUGUCAAAAUCCAUCUUCCUCAUAAGCGCUGGGGCGAAUGAUGCCUUCGACUUCUUCUUACAGAACAGAUCACCAGACUCCACCGCCAUUCAGCAGUUCUCUGAAGCUAUGAUUUCCACGUAUGAUAGCCAUGUCAAAACACUGUACAAUUUGGGAGCGAGGAAAUUCGUGGUGAUCAAUGUGCCACUAAUUGGGUGCUGUCCAUACUUGAGAAGCCAGAACCCAACCGGAGAAUGUGUUGAGCCCUUGAAUCAGUUGGCCAAGAGCCUGAAUGAUGGAAUCAGGGACCUGUUCAGCAAUCUCAGCUCAGAAAUGCACGGCAUGAAGUACUCCAUUGCCAGUGCUUAUGAGCUUGUCUCUAGUUUGAUUAAAAAACCCCAUGCGGCUGGGUUGGAGGAGGUGAAGAGUGCAUGCUGCGGUGAUGGCAGAUUCAAUGCUGAGAGAGGGUGCACCCCCAGCUCCAGCUGCUGCAGUGACCGCAGCAAGUACCUCUUCUGGGACCUUCUGCACCCUACUCAGGCUACUUCCAAGUUUGCGGGCCAUGCCUUCUAUGAUGGACCAGCACAGUUCAUCAGUCCCAUCAGCAUCAAGCAGCUAGUUGAGGCAUAACACUCCCGCAUCAGAACAAGGAUUAGGCCAACACAUAUUUGAGCACCUUAUGUAGACUUCCUAUCAUUCUACUCUGCAAUUCAUCUGAAAACCUACACGAGGGUGGAAAAAAAUUGUCCAAGUUUUCUGAAAAGAGUAAAUACAAAUGGUUGUUGGCUCGAUGCA